CUUCUCUGAUUGAGAGAAGAAGAGUGUGUGCGAGUGAGAAAAGUGAGGAGUGCACGCGGGGCUUUAAGGGGGGUCGAGCUUCUUUCAUUGUUUCCAAGUGGCAUUCGAUUCUCAGUCGACGAAGGUGCUUCGUGUCGCCAGGAACAUUAUUUCAGACUCUUCGUAGCUCGAUAAACUCCUUAAUAUGGCUGACGACGAACCCGCGGCGUGGGAUCUCGACGACCUCGGCACCGAAGAAACUCCAGCGGAAACCGUCGAAACUCCCGCUGCACCAGCCGCCCCCGCUGAUGGCAAAAAGGCCGAAAAAGUGGAAAAACCGCGACUCGACAUCUCCGGCUUUCCCAAGGCUCCCAAACCCAAAUACACCCUCCACUGGGUUCGACCGCUCUUCCUCAAUUAUCGUUAUCUCUACGACUACAGGCAAAAUUACUACAACGACGUGAUGGACUGGCUGGACAAGAAGGAGCGUGGCGUUUGGCGAGAGGAGCCGAGGGCCCAGGAAUGGGGCGAGCGAAUGUUCCGCACCGCUUACGAGAAAAACGUGAACAAAAGUUUCAAACGCACGUCGGAUUUGAGAUGGAUCGAGGGUUACAGGACGGUGCCUCAGCACUACAGUUAUCAUACACGCGCUUAUUACAGUCUCAAGUACAUGAAGAUUCUCUGAAGAUUCGUAAAGCAUUGUUGAAUUAUUUUGAAAAUAAAACAAAUAUCGUCUUCACAAAACAA
Messenger RNA from Venturia canescens, 726 nucleotides. RefSeq names its product flightin (gene fln). Lineage: Eukaryota; Metazoa; Arthropoda; Insecta; Hymenoptera; Ichneumonidae. The transcript is spliced from 3 exons. The record is from RefSeq and is a predicted model, not a curated record. Bases 185 to 664 code for a protein of 159 amino acids.